This is a messenger RNA of Nymphalis io (European peacock), 728 nucleotides long. RefSeq names its product B2 protein-like. The record is from RefSeq and is a predicted model, not a curated record. Gene Ontology annotation, molecular function: odorant binding. The coding region runs from base 34 to 435 and encodes 133 amino acids. Lineage: Eukaryota; Metazoa; Arthropoda; Insecta; Lepidoptera; Nymphalidae. The transcript is spliced from 4 exons. Gene Ontology annotation, biological process: sensory perception of smell.
ACAGUUUCACAGUUUUGUGUUGACUUGUGCAUCAUGAAGACCUUACUUGUUCUCGCCAUCUGCUUCAUCGCGGCUCAGGCCCUAACCGACGAACAGAAAGAUAAGCUGAAGAAACAUAGAUCAGAGUGUCUCACUGAGACGAAGGCCGACGAGCUGCUGGUGAACAAAUUGAAGACUGGAGACUUUAAGACCGAGAAUGAACCUCUGAAGAAAUACGCUCUGUGCAUGCUGAUCAAGUCGGAGCUGAUGACCAAGGAUGGAAAAUUCAAGAAGGACAUUGCUCUUGCCAAAGUACCGAAUGCGGCUGAAAAGCCAGCAGUUGAGAAGCUGAUCGAUACCUGCUUGGCCAACAAGGGCAACACUCCCCACCAGACUGCCUGGAACUAUUCCAAGUGCUACCACGAGAAGGACCCUAAGCAUUCCAUUUUCCAAUAAGCUAUUCAAGAAACGUCGAGAAACCUAAUUAUAUUUGAGAUAUUUUAAAUUUAGAACAUCAUUCUUAACAGCCAGGAUGAUAUUUCAGGAUUUAUUAUUUUAUUUUCAAGUUCGGUAACUUUCAAUGUUUUCUUGCAUAAUUUAAAAAAUUCAUUGUACUUGAUUUAAACAUCUUUAUCUUCGUACAAUUGUAUGUCAUUCAUGACGUCACCUUUUUUAAUAACUUAAAGGAAACUUGAUACUGCCUAUACGCAUUUAAUUUACUGUGAAAAUAAAAUUUAUUUGAAAUUGAA